Messenger RNA from Clunio marinus, 321 nucleotides. Lineage: Eukaryota; Metazoa; Arthropoda; Insecta; Diptera; Chironomidae. The record is from the annotation of a GenBank genome assembly.
AUGGAAUAUCAACAUUAUCUCAUCCCAAAGAUAAGAAAGAAACAAACAAAAAUUAUUUUUUCUCUUUUGACACAGAAAGAAGUUGAAGAAAAAAAAAGGUGGGCGAGCAAGAAAAGAAACAUGCAACAAACACACCCACUUUGUAUGUAUUUGAUUUGUGAUUUUCGAAAAACGGAUAAAAGAAGGAAGAAAAACCUUCAACACACGCACACAAACAAGCACACAGUAGCAGCAUCUACUACUGUACCAACACACGUUUUAGGUGAUAAGAACAAUUUAAACACCGUUAGAAAAAUCAUAAAAGAACCUCAAAAACAUUGA